Theobroma umbraticum is the source of this 926-nucleotide messenger RNA. NCBI's taxonomy places the organism in Eukaryota, Viridiplantae, Streptophyta, Magnoliopsida, Malvales, Malvaceae. The record is from RefSeq and is a predicted model, not a curated record.
ACGCAGUCCCACUCUGUCUGACCCUUCUUAUUUUGGCAAAAACACUUGGCCCAGAAAAGGGAAAUUAAAUGACUAUAGAUUCCUUCACAAUGGAAAUCAUUUUGAAAACUCACUGGAAAACUAUCAGCCUUGCUCAUAUCAGGUGACUCUUUCAAUGGCUUCUCCAAUGACGUAAAUAUACCCAGAUGGCCAUACAUCUCUUUUUACAAGUUCUCAUGCAUGUUAUGUAUGUAUCUAAUGAUGUAUGUUCGUACUGUGCAUUGGGGUCUGAGAAGACAGAAGGUGAAAAUAAUGAGCCUAAUCACAUGAAUCCCCAGCAACCAGUUCUUGAUGUGCCUCCUUUCAGUUGUGUGCAUCACAUUGAUCCACCAAGCCCUGGUGAUACAUUUUCCUCACCACCCGGAGAGCAGACUAAGGCUUCAGAAACAAUCGGUCCAGCUAUGAUAUUUUUGCCUUCCCAAUCAACCAGGAAGGAGUUGGAUAAUAUGAUGGCUCAUACCAGAUAUGGAGUUGCACUCACUGGGGCUGCUGCAACGGGCUCAAUUGGACCAGUUAGAGGGUUAAGGGACAUCAAUGAAAUGGAGGAUUCAUACCAUUUCCGUGUCAACGUUCCUGGGGCAUCAAUGGAGAAAGGAGACUUCAGUUGUGACAUUGAACCAGAUGGAACAGUAGUAAUAAAGGGGAUUUCAACAACUGGUGAGAAAGUAGUACAUUGGGGCUCUCUAGUCUUUGAUAUGCUGACACAAAAUCUAGGAAAUUGGACUAAUAACUCUUCACCUUCAUAUCUUUUUAUCAGUUUUGAAAUGAUGUGUACACUAACCAGACAAAUUGACCCACAGAUCCAAUUCUAUCAGUUGGAUGAGCGUGAUUCCAAUCAAAGGGCUGAGGAUUUAUAUGCAAUUCAACCAAAUAUCAAGGGGCAUUAA